Messenger RNA from Plectropomus leopardus (leopard coralgrouper), 4456 nucleotides. It is a transcript of the gene atf7a, whose product is annotated as activating transcription factor 7a. Gene Ontology annotation, molecular function: DNA-binding transcription factor activity. Gene Ontology annotation, biological process: regulation of DNA-templated transcription. The record is from RefSeq and is a predicted model, not a curated record. Lineage: Eukaryota; Metazoa; Chordata; Actinopteri; Perciformes; Serranidae.
UGAAGGAAGUAUCACCAGGGAAACUUCGUCUUGCUGCCUCUGUGCAUGUUUUCCUCUUUGCCAGGGUUAUUUUUAAAUAGCAUUCGGCUUCCUGCUCAGACUAAAGACUACAGGCCACAGCAUCCCUGUUUUGUUGUUUUCAGGAUUUGCCACUUCACAAAUCGACGAAAAAGCCACAGCAAUGUUCUCCUCUUCUCCUCUCCCACAGUUACAUUGCAAGCUCUUUGCAAAAAUGGGGGACGACCGACCUUUUGUGUGCAACGCUCCUGGCUGUGGACAGAGGUUUACCAAUGAGGACCACUUGGCUGUACACAAACACAAGCACGAGAUGACACUGAAAUUUGGUCCAGCCAGGACCGACUCUGUCAUAAUUGCAGACCAGACACCUACUCCCACCCGCUUCCUAAAGAACUGCGAGGAGGUUGGUCUCUUCAACGAGCUGGCCAGCUCCUUCGAACAAGAAGAUGAUGACAAGAGAGCAAAGAGCUCUCUCCCCGCUCCCAACUCUGUGGCUGUGGACAUGACCAUGCAGACAUCGUCAGACGUCAAGGUGAAAGAAGAGGCACCUGUAGAUGUCGACUCCUUGCCACCAAGCAGUCCAGAAUCUGUCUCUGGAGAUUCAGACAUAGAGCCUCUGGUUAAAGGAAAGGACACACCACCCAGGAGUUCAGCCCCUACCCCGACUAUUGUGCGUCCAGGUUCCCUCCCACUGCACUUGGGCUUUGAAUCCCUUCAGCCCACCAUGCCGUCACCCACCUCUGUCAUCACACAGGCACCACCCUCCAAUCGUACUCUGGGUUCACCAACCAGCCACUACCCGAUGAUGAUGCUUCCCUCUGGUCAGGCAGUGCCGGUGCUUCCUGGUCCCGUACAGAUGCCCUCUGUCAUAAAUCUGGCCCGACCCAUGUGCAUGGUACCCAACAUUCCUGGGAUCCCCGGUCCUCCUUUGGGAGGCAGCAGCAGCGGCUCUAACUCCCCCUCUGGCUACAGCAUCCACUCAGAGGCCAAGAUGCGUCUGAAGGCUGCACUGUCACAGCAGAGCCCGUCAGGACACAGUAUGGGGAUCAUGGCCAUGGGCGGCAGCCCCAUGGUACCUCAGAGGGCAGAGCAGAGCCAGCUGCUUGUCCAGCAUCCAGAUGCUCCAUCACCUGCACAACCUCAGGUAUCUCCAGCACAGCCUACAGGUGGGCGUCGGCGGCGAACAGCAGACGAUGACCCAGAUGAGCGAAGACAGCGCUUCCUCGAGAGGAAUCGGGCCGCAGCAUCACGCUGCAGACAGAAACGCAAACUGUGGGUCAGCUCUCUAGAGAAGAAGGCUGAGGAGCUCUGCACCCUGAACGUCUCACUGUCGAAUGAAGUGUCUCUGUUGCGGAACGAGGUGGCUCAUUUGAAGCAGCUGCUGUUGGCCCACAAGGACUGUCCUGUGACCACCCUGCAGAAGAAGACUGCCUACUUAGCUGCAGAAGAGAGCAUGAAAGACACCUCAGAGCCGACAGGUUCCCCUGCCCCGGUGAUCCAACACAGCUCCUUGGCGCACAGCCCCUCUACAGGGCACAACGGCCUGAGCUCAAGGGCAGCAGCUGAGGCCAUGGCUAUGUCUGUGCUGGCAGGGAUGGGCCAGCAGCAGAGGGCUGAGAGCGGACCCUCUCACAUUAUCAUGGCUGCACAAUCUCAAUCUGCUGCCAGAUGAUGAGCGAUGUCACCACGGCCCAGACUUGGCUCACACUCGUCACCCAGGGGUAAAAAAGAGCAGCGGAUCCCCACCCUUCCCUUCCCAACUUUCCUCAAUCUAGAAGUCCAAGUUUCUCAUCCACCCCUUCCCCUUCGCUGUGCUCCUCUGCUCUCUCUGACCCUCCUGUGGAGCCAUCAUGCUGUGGCCUGGAGCUCAGCAGCAGCCUUCUGGGAAUGGACUGAGACUUUUGAGAGAGCUUCCUGUUCACUUUGCCAUAGACUACAGGGGCUGGACUCCAACCUCCCAUCCUUGUUUCCCCCUCUGUGCUUCCCCGCUCAUCUCUCCUCACCCUCAGUCAAAACGACUCUUCACUGGACUGUAGGACUGCAUCGCUCCGAGUGUACUGCCAUAAUGAACUUCCCAUGUGGGCACAUGUGCACAGUUUCUAACACGCAGGUGUUGCAUAAACAUUCUCGAUCAAAUCGGAUACCAAACAAACACACAGGGCUGUUUUCAGCAGGGAAUAGUGCCUUGUGCGCCUCGACUUUUUAGCCAUGCACGCACACACCCACACAUGCCAUCACAGCAUACGUCCCUAUACAUCCUCGGCUCCAGAGACGCAAUAGGCGUCUAGACGUCGGUGACUCAGAUCUCAAAUACUCACUCAAACCUUUUGUAAACGGUUCCCCUUCAAGGUGAUCUCAACAUGGACCCAAAUACCUUACCUCAGUUACUCCCCUUUAUGGUAAAAAUGAUAAACUGUGUGUGUGAUUAGCUCUGUGCGUAUAUAUUUAUGUACAUCAGAACAUAGCAGUUUGCCUAUUCCUAAUCUGAUAAUAGCUGGAUUGUUAGCAUGUGACUUUUUCUAUUAGGGUGUUAUGUUCUUGAUACAGCUAUGUGCAGCUAUAUUCUUUUAAUUAAUCCUCCCAGUUUAGUCCACAGAACCAAAACACGUUGGAUUGACGGUGUAUUACCUUAAAAUUAGAUUUUUUUUUUUUUGUUUUGUUUUGUUUUGUUUUUUUUUCACCUGAAGGGAAUUCAACCUUUCCUCCUCAUGUUCCUCUAAAACAGUUGUGCUGUUUAUCGGUAUGUACGUGGAUGCCUUUUCCAUUUUAUAUGAAACUAUUCUAGUGUUUCUGUGUGGGCCCUGGACUUACUGUAACUGUUAUUUUCACACUUCUCAGGAUGGUUGCACAUCCUUGCUGCUCAUUGGAAGUGCGAUGAACCCCAUUAGUCUGCUCUUUACCAAACCUGAACUAAGCCAUAAUGACCACAAAUCAGAAUCUCCAAAGACCACCGCGUACUCGUUCCGGUGGCAGGAAGUAAAUAGCCUGACUGUUAUUUUGUGAUUCAGAGGUCAGGGUGACACAAUCUCCAGUAUAUCACUGCUUGUAACUUGCACUCACACACAAUGUCUGAUGAUUUUUGCCUUAAGAUCACAUUGGUGCCUCCAAUAUCCCCCAAAAACUUGCAGAUUUGCCUUUGUGAAACGUCAGAAAAAAAUAUUUUUAAUUUGUUAAUUUCAUCAAAUAAGAAACAACUUAUGAGGAACAAAAGAUUUACUCCUAAAGCCUUUAAUAUUAAUGGUUAGUGUAACCAUUUUUCUCUUUUUAGUGACAUAAAAGGAUUCAAUACUUGUCUGUCAUCUGGUGGAGAGACGCAGCAAACACAUCUUGUUACAACUUCUGACAGAGGAAAAAGUAUAAAUGUCUGUUUCUGGUUUGAGUUCUUUCAAAAUCCCUCCGAGAUAUUUUACCAAGAUAUCAGUAUAUUUUUUACACCUAAACAUGCAGUUUGCUUCUUUUGUUCCUGUAUCUUUCUCUCCCUUCAUUUGUAUGAUAUGAUCAUGUAUUUGCAAGAUGUGAUGUUUCAAAAACAAGAUAUCUGUCCAUUAACAUACGGGCGUGUCUUUAUGCACUAAAAUAAUACAAGUUUAUUUUUGCUUUGUAUUUCUGUUCAUUUUAGGUUUUUGCAGUUCUCUUGGUCUUUUUUCAGAGAUAUCAGAUCCCUUUUUUAAAAAAAAAGAUAUAUUUUCUCCUAUCUGUACUGUAUAUGUUAAUGGGAGUUUGCUCAGCAACUUUAAAAAGUUUCACCUUUGACUGAACCUCUUGUCCUACAGUCCCAAUGGCGACCCAGGCAUUUUGUUGUAUUUUGGAGCUGGCGCUAUAUUUGGCUGGCAGUCCCUUUAUAGACGAUUGUUCAUAUGAAAUGAAAAGUCAAACUAUAUCUAGCGUUCAUGUUUUCAUGUAAUUCAUGUCAUCGGCACCUUUUCUGUCAUUUCUUGGCUUCUUUUGUCGUGUGCUGUUUCAGCACUAUACAACCUUUGUCAUAACGCUUCUGAUUGUACUGAUGAAUAUAGAAACUAAUUUCUUUAACACACAGAUUUCUUUUUUGUUUGUUUUAGUUCCUCUACAGAAAAAUGUCAUUAGUUCUUUUUUCAAAAAGUGAUUUUACCCCCUUUGUUGUAUCUCUAAAGAUAAAUUUGAGAGUCCUCCUAACUUAUUUUUGUAAUUGGUCAACUAACAAUUGUUAUUACAGUCAUUGUUGUCAAUUUUUGUGAAAAGAGCAAUUUAAUGAAAAUGCAACAUUGUGAAAGUUGCGCAUAGCAUAUUAAUGGUUUUUCACACUCCCAUUUUUGGACUGAUGAUUUCGAAAAUUGUCCUUGUACUGUACAUAUCUGUACUAUAUGAAUAUAUUUACUUUUCCAUGCAUGUCAAAGUGGAAUACUAUGAACACUUACAGUGCUGCAGUUUUAAUUAAAGAAACUACAUCUUAAUGAACAUU